AUGGCGGGAGUGGCUAAGAAGCAGGCUCUCCGUGCGUUCAAGGGCUUACUCGAAACCGGCGUAUACUCCGAUCUCACCAUCACGUGUGGCAGUGACACGUACAAAGUUCACAAGGCGGUUGUUUGCGAAAGGCUUGACUUCUUCGCGCGUGCGCUCAGAUUUGGUGGACAGAAUGGUGUUAUCGACCUCCCGGAAGACGAUGGGGCUGUUGUCAAGCUCUUGAUUCAGUAUUUGUAUGAAGGAGAGUAUGCACCGCUACUACCCGACACCAAAUCAUCCGCCAAUCUUCAACCAAUCCGUCCUCAACCUCAACCCAACGAGUCUGAACAUGGGCCUUAUACCUACGAGUUUCCUCAUACUUGCACCGACAGGACAACCAACGGUGCAUGUACUUAUUACAGAAACUGCCCGCAUCACACAUGCAACUAUCAAGAGAGCUUGAAUGGUUAUGAAUCAGACGUUGAGUGCUGUGAGAACUUCGUUUGCAAGAAGUGCAACGAACCACCUCCACCACUUCCUCUCAACGGCGCAUCAGACCAGCUUCUUCUUCAUUCCAAGACGUAUCAAAUCGCAGACAAAUACGACGUACCGGGGCUAAAGGAUCUAGUGAUAGAAAAGUUUCGCAGGUCCUGCGGUCACUUCUGGGAUGACGAUCUCUUCCCUGCUGCGGUGCGCCACGUCUUCUCUAGCACACCUUACCACGAUAAAGGCUUACGCGAUCUCGUCAGUGCCACGCUCAGCGAUCAUCUCGACUUGUUGUACAAGCCUGAGAUAGAGGCUCUGGUCGUCGAGUUCAACGAUUUGGCCUACGGUCUGCUAAAGAAUAAGUCGGGAGCGGGUUGGCGUAUGUGGGUUUGA
This is a messenger RNA of Alternaria conjuncta, 858 nucleotides long. RefSeq lists its product as uncharacterized. The record is from RefSeq and is a predicted model, not a curated record. The transcript has 3 exons. NCBI's taxonomy places the organism in Eukaryota, Fungi, Ascomycota, Dothideomycetes, Pleosporales, Pleosporaceae. Gene Ontology annotation, molecular function: protein binding. Bases 1 to 858 code for a protein of 285 amino acids.